Pongo pygmaeus (Bornean orangutan) is the source of this 3829-nucleotide messenger RNA. It is a transcript of the gene KLHDC7B, whose product is annotated as kelch domain containing 7B. The record is from RefSeq and is a predicted model, not a curated record. The coding region runs from base 1 to 3666 and encodes 1221 amino acids. Lineage: Eukaryota; Metazoa; Chordata; Mammalia; Primates; Hominidae. Gene Ontology annotation, molecular function: protein binding. The transcript has a single exon.
AUGAUCCAGGGCACCUUGGAGCCAGAUGGUCCCCUCUGGGGCUGGGAGUGGGACAGUGACAAUGACUGGGAUAGUGCUGUGCUGGCCCUCCUGGCGCUGGCUGUGGUGGCUGCCACAGCGCUGGCCUUACACUGGUUUGGCUCCGGGCACGACCAAGAGGCGGCAGAACCGGCGUCCACAGCCCUCGGGGCUCAACCUCAUCAGGCAGGAGGAGCUGAGCUGGCCCUGCAACCGAAGUGCAAGGUCAGUGAUGGCAGCGAGGGGCAGAGCCCAGGGCAGGGGAAACCAGAGCCCCCAGGACGCGGCCAGCAGAGCCCUGUCCCUGCUGCAGCGCCGGGCGGGGGCCUGGCCGCCAUGGCCCGGCUUCCACUCAAGACAGCUGUCGAGGAGGCCCGCAGAGGGGCAUUAGGACAGCAACGGGGCAGUGCCACCCCCGCGGCCCCCCGAGCGGAAGGAAAGGAGCCUCCCAGGCCAGGCACUGCCCUCUUGGGCAGGAGCGAAGCAGGGGGGAUGUCCGCCCCGCUCCUGAUCCACUUCACUCCUCGGAGCCCUGGCAGCGAAGCGGAGGCGCAGGCGGAGACAGGUGGUGUCAGGGCGUCCUCUCGCCAGGCCGCGGGCCCCGCGGGGCAACAGGACACUGGUCCCCGGCAGGCGGGCGCGGGGCCCUCAGGCUCGCUGGGAAGAGGCCGGGGCCGGCGGCGGCGGAUGGACGCUGGCUCGGGAGACAGAGCCCGCCGCCCCCGGAAACUGGACCCGCUCCGCCUGGGCGCCGCGGGCAGUGUGUGGGACCCGGUGGAUGAGGCCGCCGCCCUGGACGCCCACGCGCGCGGCCUCCCCACAGGACCCCCACUCGCCCAGGAACCCGCACCCCCGGCGCUGCCCGCGCCCCGCGCCCCGCAGCCUGGGUCUCAGACGGAGGGCUCUGGGGCCAAGGGUGGCUGGAGCAGGGAGGCUUCGGGGGUCCCUGUCCCCGGAGGAGGCUGGCCCUGGGUCAGCAGGGAGGUCCUGGGCACCCGGAGCUUUGGCCCAGCCCCAGGCUCCACGCGCCCCUGGCUAGAGAGUCCGCCUCAAGGUCGCCCACUCUCGUCCCAAGGGCCGGGUGCCACAGGGGCCUACGAUGCGGGCGAGGCCGGGGCUGACAGCUCCCGAGAUGACAGUCCUGCCGCUGACCUGGGGCCCACCCGGCCCCCGGAGCAAGCAAAGCCGGCCGCAGCCUGCCACAGCCGCGCCCCUUCCCGGAGCCGUGAGCCUCGCCCGCGUUCCGCCUCCCCGCCCGCAGCUCCCGGCCCGGGGUUCCCACCUGAAGCCCUGACUCUCCCCUCUCCUUCAGAUUCUUUGCCCCUGGGGGUUACCCAGGGUCCUUCUGUGGGCGAAAAUCUCAGAGCGGCGCCAGCCUCAAGUUCAGCCUCAGCCCAAGUCUUAACUUCAGCUCCAGCCUCAGUCCUAGCCCCAGCCCUGGCCUCAUCCCCAACAUCAGCACCAACCCCAGCCACCACCUCAAUCUCAUCCCGCACCUCAGCCCCAACCCCAGCUCCAACCUCAGCUCCAGCUUCAACCACAGCCCCAGCCCCAGCCCCAAGUCCAGCUACAACUCCAGCCCCAGCUCCAGCCCCAACUCCAGCUCCAGCCGCAACUCCAGCCCCAGCCCCAGUCCCAGUCCCAACCCUCACACCCCCAUCCCCAGCCCCAACCCCAGCUCCAACUCCAGCCCCAACCCCAGCCGCAUCCCCCGCCUCAGCCCCCACCUCAGCCCCCACCUCGGCCCCAACCCCAGCCACAUCCCCUGCCCCAGCUGGCGGGUCAGAGCCUCAGGAGAGUGUGGCUCUCCCCAGGCGCUACCAGGAGGGGCAGGUCUCAGCCAGCUGGGGAAACCUUAUUGCCAUGGUUCUUAGAAGCCACCCCUUCCCCAGGCAAGACAGGCCCCAAGGGAGUGUCCCGAGGGCGGUUCCUGGGAGCCCCGUGGAUCCCAGCCCUUCCACACACUCUGAGGACAGACACGGCCCCUCUUCUUCAGUGGGGACAGUCAUGGGGACAGGUACAGGGGGCCUGGUUGAGGCUGGAGGUCAGCCACAGACAAGAAGCUCCGAGACCAACGGAGCGCCCAGCCCAGACCCUCCCCCAGGCCUAAGAGGAGAGGGAACCAGGGAGAAAAGUCUAGACUCGCUGCCCCAAGUCGCGAUGCCCAGGGGCCCCGCACAGCCCCCCGCGCAGAGGCCGUCUGGCCCCGCGGCCUCCUCCUCUGUGAGGCGCUCACAGCCGGCACCCCAGCUACGGAAACGCAGCAGGUGCGACAUCGCCCCGACCUCGGAGCAGGAGGUCAGGCCGGCCGCCUCAGGGGACCCUCAAGGGGAGGCGCCGGGGGAGGGGGGCAGCCCUGCCGGCCGCAGCGGGGCGCUCACAGAGAAGCAGAAGGAGGCCCGGAAGCUCAUGGUGUUUCUGCAGAGGCCCGGGAGUUGGGGGGUGGCGGAGGGUCCCCGGAAGCCCAGCUCCCGGGCCCUGGAGCCCACCACGGAGGCAGCCCUGCGGCGGCGGCUGGACCUGGGCAGUUGCCUGGACGUGCUGGCCUUUGCCCGGCAGCACGGGGAGCUCGGCCUGGCGCAGGAGACCUACGCGCUGAUGAGCAACAACCUGCUGCGAGUGCUGGGGGACCCGCGCCUCUACCGCCGGCUGAGCGCGGCCGACCGCGAGCGCAUCCUCAGCCUGCGGACCGGCCGGGGCCAGGCGGUGCUGGGCGUCCUCGUACUGCCCAGCCUCUACCAGGGGGGCCGCUCGGGGCUCCCCAGGGGCCCUCGUGGCGAGGAGCCUCCUGCGGCGGCCCCUGUGCCCCUGCCUGUACCUGCGCACCUGCAUGUGUUCAACCCCCGGGAGAACACCUGGCGGCCCCUGACCCGGGUGCCCGAGGAGGCCCCGCUCCGGGGCUGCGGUCUCUGCACCAUGCACAACUACCUGUUUCUGGCGGGGGGCAUCCGUGGCUCCGGUGCCGAGGCCGUCUGCUCCAACGAGGUCUUCUGCUACAACCCUCUGACCAACAUCUGGAGCCAGGUUCGGCCCAUGCAGCAGGCCCGAGCCCAGCUCAAGCUGGUGGCCCUGGAAGGGCUGCUCUAUGCCAUCGGUGGCGAGUGCCUGUACAGCAUGGAGUGCUACGACCCGCGUACAGACGCCUGGACCCCACGCGCGCCACUCCCCGCAGGCACCUUCCCUGUGGCCCACGAGGCUGCGGCCUGCCGUGGGGACAUCUACGUCACGGGGGGUCACCUCUUCUACCGCCUGCUCAGGUACAGCCCCGUGAAGGAUGCUUGGGACGAGUGCCCAUACAGUGCCAGCCACCGGCGUUCCAGCGACAUCGUGGCGCUGGGGGGCUUCUUGUACCGCUUCGACCUGCUGCGGGGCGUGGGCGCCGCCGUGAUGCGCUACAACACGGUGACCGGCUCCUGGAGCAGGGCUGCCUCCCUGCCCCUGCCUGCCCCUGCCCCACUGCGCUGCACCACCCUGGGCAACACCAUUUACUGCCUCAACCCCCAGGUCACUGCCACCUUCACGGUCUCUGGGGGGACUGCCCAGUUCCAGGCCAAGGAGCUGCAGCCCUUCCCCUUGGGGAGCACGGGGGUCCUCAGUCCAUUCAUCCUGACUCUGCCCCCUGAGGACCGGCUGCAGACCUCACUCUGAGUGGCAGGCAGAGAACCAAAGCUGCUUCGCUACUCUCCAGGGAGACUCUCCUGGGAUAGGUCUGAGAGGCCGGCGCUCAGGGAAGGGGCUGGGAUCAGAACUUCCUGCUCUUGUUUCUGGACAACUUUCCCCUUCUGCUUUAAAGGUUGUCGAUUAUUUUGAA